This is a messenger RNA of Iphiclides podalirius (scarce swallowtail), 294 nucleotides long. NCBI's taxonomy places the organism in Eukaryota, Metazoa, Arthropoda, Insecta, Lepidoptera, Papilionidae. The record is from the annotation of a GenBank genome assembly.
AUGUCCCACGUUUCGAACACUUUACAGCGUUCCAUGGCCACGGAACAGGAUGUUUUGUUCGGCCCGAACAAAACUGUGGAGUCGGUCGUAACGACUCCGUUACGACACAAGGCUGCCCACGCUUUGCGGAGUGGAGACGCGAUGAACCGACCGCGCCGACCGGCACCGGCACAGGCGGGUGUCCAAUUUCAUUCAUCGCCCGCGCGGACCCCCGGGCACACGCGCAAAGCAAUGACCCGACGUGCACUGCGGCCACCCGCACAACUGCGGACUAGGGGUGCCGAUAUUUUAUAU